Messenger RNA from Lipotes vexillifer (Yangtze River dolphin), 603 nucleotides. RefSeq names its product mitochondrial ribosomal protein S11 (gene MRPS11). Gene Ontology annotation, molecular function: structural constituent of ribosome. The transcript is spliced from 6 exons. The record is from RefSeq and is a predicted model, not a curated record. The coding region runs from base 1 to 603 and encodes 200 amino acids. Gene Ontology annotation, biological process: translation. Gene Ontology annotation, cellular component: ribosome. NCBI's taxonomy places the organism in Eukaryota, Metazoa, Chordata, Mammalia, Artiodactyla, Lipotidae.
AUGCAGGUUGUAAGAAACGCGGGGUUUUGGCUCUUGCGGUUAUGGGCUUGGCCACCGACGACCAGGGUCGCCGUGGCCGGAGUGCCGACCCCCACCAUCCACACUAGCGCCCAGCAGAUGCAAGACGCAGCGGCCAAGCCGGAAGUUGAGAAGGCGAAGGCGAAGGCUCCGGCGCCAGCUCCGAGGCACAGCAGCUUCAGCAUUUACCCUCCAAUUCCAGGACAAGAGAGUUCUCUGAGGUGGGCAGGAAAGAAAUUUGAGGAGAUCCCAAUCGCACACAUCAAAGCAUCGUACAACAACACACAGAUCCAGGUAGUCUCUGCUGCUCACCAGCCCCUUGCCCGCGCUUCCUGUGGCACGGAGGGGUUUCAGAAUGCCAAGAAGGGCACAGGCAUUGCAGCGCAAACAGCGGGCAUAGCUGCUGCGGCGAAAGCUACAGGGAAGGGUGUGACCCACGUCCGAGUUGUGGUUAAAGGCCUGGGGCCAGGGCGCUUGUCUGCCAUCAAGGGACUGACCAUGGGAGGCCUGGAAGUGAUCUCAAUCACAGACAACACCCCCAUCCCGCACAACGGCUGCCGCCCCAGGAAGGCUCGGAGGCUGUGA